Molecule: messenger RNA, 552 nt
Organism: Didymodactylos carnosus
Lineage: Eukaryota; Metazoa; Rotifera; Eurotatoria; Philodinida; Philodinidae
Source: the annotation of a GenBank genome assembly
AUGAUUUUAUCCCCAUCCGUUGUGCGAACAGUAGUACGUACACUUUCAUCGUCAUAUGGAACUUCGUUUCCUGCAAUUCAACACGGAAAAGAAAAACUAGUUCUAAGAUUAUGGCAGAACGUGUUGGAUCAAGACCAAGAAUGUUUCAAGCGAUAUUAUUCAACAGCAAUUGAUUACCAACAAGGCGAUACUCUGGGAGCUUGGAGUAAAGGACAAUUAGUUAGCGUAGCACAUAUUUGUUGUUUCAUGACUCAAUGGAACUGUUCACUAUUUAAGUGCGGCGGUAUCGCCAAUGUUGUUACUGUAUCACGGUUCCGCCGUCAAGGUUUAUCGAGAAAAUUAUUGGAAAUGGCUAUUAAUAAAAAACGAUUCGAGAAAAAUUUUCAUUAUUCAACUCUUAGUGCUACAGUACACAAUCAUUAUGAAGUACUACCGAGGGAAAGUCAAACCACUUUUGACGUAAAACUUAGUGGACAAUGGGUAACCGAGCAUGCUGAUUCCGAAUAUGACAAUGGUUUUUGCCAAUGCGUCUUUGGAGACCCCGGUUUUUGA